CUUAAGACCGUUCAUAACCAUUGUGGUCAGUGGUGAUCUUCGUAGUUUUGGCUUUUGUCAGUUCACAAUUGACUAAAAUCUAAAUAUUGUUUCUACGAGUUCAGUAAUAAGUUUUGCGCGCGCCUUUAUGUUUAUAAGACUAUAGUGUAUAUAUUACGUUUUAUGAUCGUUGAAACUUGAAUGUGACAUUUGCAUGGUGUAUAUUAUUGACCGACAAUGAUCCCUUUUUAAUUGUAUCGUGAACAUUAUUUAUUAAUGUAUUUUUAUUUAUUUAACUUAUCGCUAACGCAUAUUUGUUGUGUUUAAGAUUCGAAGGAAGACUUAUUUACCGAUGCAGUGUUAAUAAAUACAAUUGUUGAAAUAAAUUUACUACUACUAUGCUAUACUUAUCUAGCAACUAUACUGACUAGUACAGUAGUAUAGUCACAAUAGUGGAAUGAUAUGGACACAAAAUAUUUUGGUUUUAUAACUAUAUUGAAGAAAAAUGGUUCAAUUUCAAGCCGUUGCCCAAUUAUAUCAAAAGAAUUUAAUAUUGGGCGUAGUUCUAAUAAUGAUAUUAGAAUAUAUUUGGACAGUGUAUCAAAUAAUCAUUGUUCAAUAUUAUUUGUUGACAAUAAGGCAUAUAUACGAGAUAGAAGUAAAGCAGGAUCUACAAAAGUAAAUGGUAAAAAAAUUGGUCGAAAUAAUUUUCUUUUAAGAGAGUCUGAUGAAAUUGAUAUUUCUGAUAGAAAAUUAAUAUUUAAUUAUGCAAGUCUUUCAUCUAAGACGUCAUGGAUCAGAACAGAUUGUACUUCCUUAAGAACUCAGAUCAGCAGUCCAUUGGUUAAUAGUAAAAAACAGCAAACACCUUCUAAAACUAUUACACCGACGCCUUCAAAAAGAAGUGUGCAUCCACCUAGAACUCCUAUUGUCGAAACAAAUAAUCAUAUAUCUAAUGAGUCUUUUGAAGAAUUAAAAAAAAAACCUUGUGAUGAAGUUCUAUCUAACAAAACAAAACCAGAGCUGAUAAAAUCGUUUUCUGUUACAUCUGGUCAAAAUAUACCGGUUUUAAACAACUCUAAGACACCUCGAAAAUCAUGGAAGACAAGCAAUAUGUCUUCAAGUUCUGCACGUAUAUUAGACAUUCUGUCAUCUGAUAGAAAAAAAAGAGACGUUACUCCUGAAAUGAAUACAAGCUAUCGCUUUUUAGAUGAAGAAGUGGAAUAUGAUUCACCGAUACCGAUAUGUGAUCAAGAAGAUUUAUUUGAAGAGAGUGUGAACACCAACGUGACUGGAGUUGAUUCUAGUAAAAUGUCUGAACAAAUAUUAAAUAAUGAUAAUGAUGUUGACGGCAACAAUGUUAAUUGGCAACCUAGCAGCAGUAUUGCCGUCGAUUCAAAUUUAAAUUUGAAUUUACCAGAAUCAACACCUAGCAUUUCUAGGAGAGAAACAUAUUCUAUUGAAGAUGCACCAAAAGUAAUUGAACAAAAUAGUACUCCUGCACCAAGGCGAUCCAUAUUAAAGUGUUCAAAAACGGCCAAAACAUGUCGUUCUAGGUCAAAUAAUCGAAUGGUGCAGUUUGCUCGCUUACCCAAAACUGACAGCAAAAUUAAAAGUACAAAAUUUUAUUCUGGUAACUCCUUCACUGUUAUUGAUGACAAAUCUGCUGAUAAUGACCAUUCUCAAGUCAACCAAAAAGACAAAAGCUUUAAUAUUGAAGAUACUGAGACUGAUGAUUUAGAUGGUGUACGGCCGUUAGAUACCAGUGUGUCAUCUUUAAUGAGUUCACCAAUUCUAGAUCAGGUGACUUUAAACAAAUCAUCUUCUAAAAGAGGAUCUAGAGGUAAUAAAGUAAUGAGUCUAAUAAGUUCAUUUGAGAAACGUACUUAUGGAAGUCCUAUACAAAAUUUAAAAGCAUCAGACCUACUAAAUAUGAAUGUAUCAAGAAACGAAGAAGCUUCUUCAAAUAAAUCCCCCGAAGAUACUACUACAAGUAUAUUGCAGAAGUCGUCUACUUCAUUAAGAAGAAUUAACUUGGAAGAUAUGUUUGUUGCAGAAGAUUCUAUGAAAAAUUCUUUACAAGAUUCUGAAGAUAAAUCAAUGAUUGAAGGUAUAAACUUAAAUUCUACACAAAACACUGAAACAUUGGAUAAUACAAUUUCUAAAGAAUCGUCUGUGGGUAAACUAGAUUCUAGUAAGAUUUUAGAAAAUACGUUUGAAACUGAGACAAUAUUGGAUGAUGUUAAGAUUUCGGAUUAUAAUCAAAGCUCUGUUAAAGUAAUUGUUGACAGUCCUGAAGAAGAAUUUGCAUUUGCUUCUCCUCUAAAUAUGAAUCCUGGAAAUUAUUUGUGUGAUACAGAUGCUGCUGUCAAUUGGGUAAAUCAAAAUUCUUUCAGUGAAAAAGAAAAUAGUAUUUGUGAAAUGAUCAAUACAACAGAAAAUAAUGCAUCACAAGUGAAUGAAAUUAUUGAGAAAACACCUGUGUUCAAAAGCCAACAACUGAACCAUAAUAAUUCUAAAAUAAUUGAAACUUCAUCAGAUGAAAAUACAAACAAGAGUGCUCGAGAUAAAACCAUUGAAAAUGCAGACUUAUCAAAUAUCAUAGAAAAUAGUAUUGCUGAAAAUGAUAAAUGUAAAGAUUCUUCCAAGCUUUCCCAAAAAAAUGAUGAUACUAAUAAAACAAAUAAUGGCGUACAAGAAGAUUUUACUGAAAGCAUUGAGCAUUUGGAUAAUUUAGAAAUAGUCCAAAAUGAUCAUAACGCUUUCCAUUCUAAAACACACAUUAGUGAUAAAGCGGUUAUGUCAGAAAUGGGUAAUGUCACUUUUGAUAAACUCGAGGACACAAAUUCUAAUGAAGAUUGUUCUGCGCUAAUUGAAGAAAAUGCUGCGAAUAAGUCAGUUGAAAAAAAUUGUGAAGAACUUGACCUUAAUAAAAGUGAUGACAUUUCAAAAAAAACCACAAGUGAAUCAUCAUCAAACAACUAUGUUCUUUCACCCAUGGAAAAUUUAAAUGAAAAACUUAUUGAUUCUAUUGAAAGCCAACUUAAUAUUAUACACAAUGGCAUUGACACAUCAAAUUCUGAUAAAGAAAACUCUCUUGGUAAUAUUUCUAACAAAGUUACACUUAAUAUUAAUGAACAGCCAACUACUAGAGAGGAUAUUGAUCACAAUAAGACACAAAAUGCUUCUGAAGUUGUAAUAAUAGAUGUUAACACUGUUGAUAAAAGCGUUAAAAAUGAUGAUUCUAAAGUCUAUCUAAUAUGUAAUGAAGCCAGUACUGUUACUACAGUAGACAAUGAUGUAUAUCACACUGAAAAUGUUCAAGAUAUAAGUGAAAAAACUUCUAACAUCUGUAUAAAAGCAGCAUCUCCAAUUAAUCUUACAGAUACAGUUGGUAAUGUAGAACCUUCAAUUCAUUUUGUGGAGUCAGUUAGUAACAUAGAACCUAAUAUAAAACAGACUCUCCAGGCACAAAUGUCUACAUCUAAAAAAAGCACAAAACAUAUUUUGGAAAAUGAUAUAGGAAAUUGUAAUCUAAAUAAUCUUGUAGAACUAACAAAAACAUUUAACGAGAGUGAUGAAGAAUUGGAAGAAGAUAUUGAAAAUUUGAAUACUACAGACAAACAUUUUGAACAAACUUUAAAUACUUCUAUUGGUAAACCUCAGUAUGAAUCUACUCCUUGGAACUGGUCUAAAAAUUCAAAACUUCCAUUUAAUUCAACUACAGACAUAGAAGAGUCUAAAAAUACUAUUCAAGAUGAUGUUUCUGAAGAUAAUAGUAAACAAAAGAAAAAGGGUAUUUCCAUGCCACUCUUUGAUCCUGAUUUAUGGUCACAAAGAAUGAAGGAUUUCAAUGAAUCUGUUAAAAAAGCUUCAGUUUCAGAAACGAGUAAUAUUAAUGCUAAACCCAGUAGUAAAGUAUUGUUUAGUGAAAGCAAUCAAAACAUCUCAAAAGAACUACCUGAACAUGAAUCUUCUGUGCCAAAAAGUGUAAAGGGAAGACUUUCAAAAACAAAUAGUGUUAUACAAUGUCCAACUAUCACAACUUGUUCCCCUAACAGUACAACAAUAGCCUUUGAUCAGGUCUUGAUAGGAAAUAAACGCACAACUAGAUCUCACAAUAAAUCACCUGAAAAAACAUCAACUGAAUUAGAAAAUAAGGUUAUACAGUCAAUGUCGACAAAAAAUAAAUCUGUUAAAGCUAAAAGUCCCCAAAUUAAUACUAAGAGCGAGGAUGAAUCAGUAGACAACAAUACCUUAAGUUUAAGAAGUUCUCGUAAGUCUAAAUCCAUAGUUAAUGAAACUUCUUCUGAUACGCAUAUCAAUGAAAAAAAGCUGACAGUGUCUAUGAAUGCUACACAUUUAGCUGAACAACAUAGCAGUGAAGUAGAUAAUGAAAGCUCAAUAAUGAAUAAAGAACAAAAUUCGUUCAAAAACAUCUGUGAAUCAAAAUCUCCAUCUAAAGUUAUGAAUCGACCAAUGAAAAACAAAAUAAUUAUUUUAGAAAGUACAACUGAUACAGACUCUGAGACCACUAAAUCAGAUUCUGAAAUGGAUUUAACUGAUUCAAAAAUUGAUUCUAGCUCAUCUCAAGUAUCGAAUAGGAAUAAAAGUAAUAAUAGUAUAUUUCAAACUUUUAGUCCAGUAGUAACUAAAACAAGAAGAAAUUUGCGCACAAGAGCAAAUAGAAAUGAGACUAGAAUGUCUGUUCAAAAGCAAAAAGUAAAUAAGAUAGAUUCUGGAGGAACAUCUGUUGGAACUUCAGCAGACAGUGACUCUGAUCAAAACCACUCAAGAAAUGCACAAAAGAUCUCUGGACAAAAAUUACAGGAGAAAAAACCACAAUCAUUAAAAACUAUGGAGAAAAUAACUGUAGAAAAUGAAAUUAUUAUUGACUUGACUAAUGAUGAUGUUGGCAAAGAAAUACCAUUCAACAAUGACAUUCAUACUUCUAAUAAAGAUAUAAAAAAUAACUCUAAAGCUGGUAAAGACAAAUCUCAAAAACAUGAAAAAACCAAAACAACACAAAAUGUUAAAACUAGUGCUGUCCAACCUAGAGCCCGCAUUACACGCAGUAAUACUACAUUAACUGAAACUAAUUUGCCAAUAAUAAAUAAAAAUAAAACUCCUAGUCCAAUUAAAUAUAAAAAUACCAAAGGUGUGAAAAAAAUUCAAAUUAAGAAAUCUUCUGUAGUAAAGGCCAAUAAAAAGCAGCAGCUAGCUAAACGUAUUCAACCCCCAAAGCAAAUUAGUAAUAAUAAAUUAAGUGAAACUUCAGAGUAUGAGACAACGAGUGAAAUUGACGAAAGCAUCCAAAAACUUUCACCAUCUCCAACAGUGACCAAAAUACAAAAAAAAACUACUCUUGUUAUAGCACCAUCCAAAAAGUUAAAGGAAAAAAUUACUGAAACUUCUGCUACAGUGACUCAAUCGGGUAAAGGAAGUCGAAAACGUGCUGCGGACACAUCUGCAAUUUCACAGCCUAAAGCUAAAGGUCGCAAACGGGAUCAUACGUCCAAAGUAGCUAACACUACAAUGAAUUGUGAAUUGAUAUCUACAAAAGAAAAAUCCUCACCUACCACUAUUAAGAGAACACGUAACACAUCCAAAACAAAAAUUAUUCCAGGUUCUGACAUUUCUUUGCAAAUAACAAAUGAAGUUAAGAAAGAAAAGACGAAGUCUGCAGUUACUCGUAAAUCAAUUUCCCCAAAAGAACUUACUACCAAGAGAACACGUAACACAUCUAAAACAAAAGUUCUGGCUUCCAACAUUUCUUUGCCAACAACAAAUGAAAUUAAGAAAGAUAAAUUGAAAUCUGCAGUUACCUUCGAGUCAACGUCUUUAAAAGAAAAUACCUCACCUACAACUAGCAAGAGAACACGUAAUACAUCUAAAACAAAAGUUCUGGCAUCCGACAUUUCUUUGUUAACAACAAAUGAAAUAAAAAAAGAUAAGCCAAAAUCUGCAGUAACUCUUGAAUCAACACCUCCAAAAGAAAAUACCUCACCUACAACUAGCAAGAGAACACGUAAUACAUCUAAAACAAAAGUUCUGGCAUCCGACAUUUCUUUGUUAACAACAAAUGAAAUAAAAAAAGAUAAGCCAAAAUCUGCAGUUACUCUUGAAUCAACACCUCCAAAAGAAAAUACCUCACCUACAACUAGCAAGAGAACACGUAACACAUCCAAAACUACUGUUGUUUUAGUAUCUGAUACUUCUUUGCCAAUAACAAAUGAAGUUAAGAAAGAUAAACCAAAGUCUACUGAAAGAGCCAGAGCUAAAAAGCGAGAAUUAAAUCCACAUGAUUCUUCUGUUGACUCAGCUCCUAUUGCCAAAAAAAUAACUAGAAAAGCAUUAGCAGAUAACAAGGAACUGGAAGUUAAAAAAAAUAAUGCAUCUUUAAGCUCAACUAAAUCAACCAAAGCUCAAAGUACUGAUACUGACGAUACUGAACCUAAUAUAAGUACUAGAGUGAGAUUUAACAAGAAUGUAGAUACAAAGUCAAUAUCACCCAGACCAAAGAAAACAACUCGAAACACUAAAUUAAUAGAAACAGAUUCAGAAACUAUACCCAGUCGAGUGCUUAGAGUUAGAGAAAAACGAAAAUAAUUCUAGAAAUGAUGCCUUUUUUUAUUGAAUUUUUUUAAAUCAGAUUUUUUAUAGUUUUAUUGUUUAAGAAAAUUAAAUUUGUUUUUUUUCUCUAAUUAUUUAAUAUUUAUAAUUGCUACAUAUAUUGAAAAUGAUGUUUUGUUACAUUUUUGUUUUUUGUUUUAAAUAUUGAAUAUAUACACAUUAAUAUAUGUACGAAUAAA
Messenger RNA from Adelges cooleyi (spruce gall adelgid), 6791 nucleotides. RefSeq lists its product as uncharacterized. Bases 442 to 6588 code for a protein of 2048 amino acids. The transcript has 11 exons. Gene Ontology annotation, molecular function: protein binding. NCBI's taxonomy places the organism in Eukaryota, Metazoa, Arthropoda, Insecta, Hemiptera, Adelgidae. The record is from RefSeq and is a predicted model, not a curated record.